AUGGCGGCUCGGGCUCAGGCCCUGGCGCUGGCGCUCUGGGGCUGGGCGCUGGUCCCGGCGGGGGCCCUGGACGCCAUGGGCCCCCACGCGGCCGUCCGUCUGGCCGAGCUGCUGACCCCGGAGGAGUGCGGCCAUUUCCAGUCGCUCCUGAAGGCGCCGGAGCCGGACGUCGAGGCCGAGCUGGCCCGGCUCUCUGAGGACCGGCUGGCCCGCGCCGAGCCGCCGGAGUCCACGUCCGUGCCGCCGGGCCGGCUGUGGCGGCGGCGGCGGGCGGCGGCCGAGCCCGCGGAGGUGUCGGACGGCUGUCGGGAGAAGCUGGCGGCCUGGCUGGCGGCGGAGGCCUCGACCCUGUCUUGGGACCGCGUGGUCCGGGCCCUGCGGCGCAGCGGCCGCCCCGACGUGGCCCGGGAGCUGGGCAAGAACCUCCACCAGCAGGCGACGCUGCAGCUGCGCAAGUCCGGCCAGCGCUACAUGCGGCCGCCCGCCGCCGGCCCCCCGGACUGGGACGCGCUGCAGCUGAUCGUGGAGCGUCUGCCCCAGGGUCCCUACGAACGCAGCCCGGCCGGCUGGGUCGGGCCGCUGGCGCUCGGCCUCCUCACCGGCUUCGUGGGGGCGCUGGGCGCCGGGGCGCUGCUCGUCGUGCUCACGCUGUGGGUCACGGGCGGCGACGGCCCCGGCCCCGGCCCCGGCCCUCCCCGGCGCAGGCUGGCCCAGGCGCGCGGCGCGGGGGAGGCGAGGCCGCUCCUGUCUGCGGAGCUCGAGCCGAGGGCCCGGGCGGCUGCGCGCGGGCCGGGGCGCCCCUCGCCUCAGUGCCCCCGGCUGUGA
This is a messenger RNA of Zalophus californianus (California sea lion), 825 nucleotides long. Its product is annotated as transmembrane and death domain protein 1-like. Lineage: Eukaryota; Metazoa; Chordata; Mammalia; Carnivora; Otariidae. Gene Ontology annotation, biological process: signal transduction. The record is from RefSeq and is a predicted model, not a curated record. Gene Ontology annotation, molecular function: protein binding. The transcript is spliced from 2 exons. The coding region runs from base 1 to 825 and encodes 274 amino acids.